Molecule: messenger RNA, 2679 nt
Organism: Meloidogyne enterolobii
Lineage: Eukaryota; Metazoa; Nematoda; Chromadorea; Rhabditida; Meloidogynidae
Source: the annotation of a GenBank genome assembly
UGGGAGUAUUUAACUCCCAAAUAAUUUUUUUAUUGUUAUUUUAUUGUAUCUAUGGUUGAUCAGAUCUAGAUCGGUGUUGGUCAUUUUUUCUCGGUUGAUUGGGUGAGCUUCUGUGGCGCAAAAAAUUGUUGACAAAAUUGGGAAUAAUUGCUCCUAUUUUGCCCAUUUUUUCUCGUCCUCGUACCUUUCUUUUUUCUCGUCUACGAGUUUUGUUACGAAUUUUGAUCAUAAAAUACUUAUAAAAAUCGAAAUUUGUUUUUAUCUUAAGAUUCGAUUUUUUUUUGUUUUUCUAAUUGUUCUAUUUUUUCAUUUUAGAAAAAUUUAACAAUUAUGAUUGACGAUUCAUCGAUAAUUACAGAAUCUAAAGGGCAUGGUUAUUCUAAUUGUGACAUUACCAGUAUUCUUUCAGUGUCUGGUGGAUCAAAUUCAGAUCGUGAAAAUCAUCCUAAUGAAUUUGCUUCUUUACAAUUUUUGGACAGAAAUGAAUUACUUGUUAAACUUACUCGUAUAAUUUUUGAGGAUUUUUGUACGCAUAUUCUUGGAAUGCAUUCAAGGAUUAGCCAUAAUAAGGAAAACAAGGAUGAAUGGUUUUUGGAGUUGCUGCGUAAAUUUUUAGAGAUUUGUGAAUGUGGAGUUAAUGGCAUUGAAAAAUUCUGUAAUGACUCUUCUCAUAUUGACCCACAUUCUAAAAUUCUUUUAAAUCAACUAACAUUGGAAAGAGCUUCUUAUGCAUUGAUUUUAAGGAUGCAUGACUCUGAAAAAUUGUUAAAUGAUAAUCAAAUUUUGACCCUUUUACUAUGGAAUGAAGAAUGUUCUCUUUUUUCUCCGACCGAUUUUAGCAGAAUCUCAAAUGAAGACGCUCUAAAACUUACGGAUACGGAAAAUAUUUAUGCUUCUACGAAAUUACGGAAUCCCAUUCAUAUUGAUUCAAGAUUUGUUGAUCGACUUGUUGCAGAAGAUGAAGAAUCAAUAAAAACAUUAAACACCUUGCUAUUUUCACUUAUUCGUUCAGGACGUUUAGAAGAAGCCAAAUCGUUAUUGGAUAAUGUCGGCCUACCUGCUUUGUCUAUUUUUAUUUUAAUUCGUGAAUUUCUGACAAAUCAAAAACUUACACCUUUGGAUCGUUUUGAAGAUAAUUUUAUUUUGGCACAGUCUCGACUUUAUUUUAAACAAAUGGCUCGUGAAUUAAUUCCUUUGGAAGGUAAAGGCCGUGUUCAACCAUCUGAUCAAUGUAUUUGGGCAACAAUUUCCGGACAUUUACCGACGCUGUUUAAUUACGCUAAUUCUUCUGAGGAUCGUCUCUGGGCUCUUUUAAGCUGUGCAGUUGAAGCAAUUUUAGAUAAUUCACUUGCCGAUUUACAUUCAACAAAUGGUGGAAGAAUUAGUUUAAUAUUCAAUGAUUUGUCAGUUGAGAAUGAAGAUGUUCCAAAAGAUAUUCAUUCAAUAUUUAAACAAAUUCAAAUAAAUGAUGAAAACCCUUAUUAUGCUCUUUUUGAAUUUUUAUCUCUUGAAGAUUGGCCAUCAGUAGCCAAGUAUAUUGGUACUUAUUUAAAUGAUAAUCAGUCACAAAAAACAGCAAAUGAGCUUCGUUACUUUAUUCAUCUUCUGCUUUUAUUAAAAUUUUCUGAUCGUUUACCUUCAAAUUUGGAAAAUGUUUUGGUUAAUUUAAUAGAGAAUUACUCAUCAAUAUUAAUUCAAAUGAAGUUAAAUCCUCUUGUUCCUUUUUAUUUAUUUCAUUUACCUCAAAAAGAACAAUCAUUUGAAAAAAUGUUAAAUUUUCUUGAAGGCAUUACAUUUGAGCCAGAACAGAAUGAAAUUUUGGAUAAUGCUCAAAAUGUCGGUUUUGACGUUCCUCAGCUUUGCACAGAACUUUUUCAACGAUUUAAACAAAAAUAUAAAUUAGACGUCGACAAAGAUGGCGAACAAAGAAAUUUGGUCAAAUCUGCAAAUGAGAUGUUACGUGCCUGGAAAUGGUUGACAUUUUGUGGUACUGAAACUAUUUGGGAUGCUGUUAUUGAGGCAAAUUAUUUACUGCGCAAAUUUUUUUUGUACAAUAGAAUGGAUGAAGCUAUGGAACUAAUAAGAAUGGUCCCGGAAAAUUUAAGUGAUGAUGCUAUUGAUUGUUUCCAAAAAAAAUUCCAAGACAUGGAAAUACCUGUUCGCCUUCUUGAUGCUAAAUAUGAAUUUGAAUGUUAUCAAUUUUAUUUUGAAGCAAUUAAUAGAUAUGAUGAAUGGCAAAAACAGAUGGAAGGAGAUCAGGCACCAGAAAUUCCUCAAAAACUAAGUGAUGAACGUUGGGCACGAUUGGACAUUCGUCGGAGAACAGAAUAUGAAUUGAGUGUUAGACGAGCACAUGAUUGUUUGCAGAAAUAUUAUCGCCUUGUUGAACUCUAUAAAAAGAGGGUAGUGGAAAUGUUGGAGCAUAUUUUAAAAGCGCCCAAUGGUUGGCUUGUUGCAUCACCAUUAGAAAAUAAUGGUGAUACUGAUUCAGAGAACUUUCUAGCAAAUCUCUUGGAAUUGCUUGUUGAUAUUCAUACACGAUCAGAUGAACCAAUGAAGGUCCUUGAAGUCGGGAAAUUGCUGUUUGAUCCGACAUUCUGUUUAUACAAAGUUUUGACGAAGGAUAAAUUGCAGAAAUUAUUUGUUCUUAUUUCCAAAUCUGGAGCAGCGCUUCUUUAA